GCUAGAGGCUAUUAGCGAUGGUCGUUCUCCAACAAUGCAUUACUUAACGCCAGAUCUCCACCACUGCGAACCUACACUUUGUCCACGAGGGACGCGCCAUCAAUACUCACACUGGACCACUGGAUCACUCCUCAAAUAAGUAUACGAAUCCGCCACACUGACAUGCGCUAUGUGUUCUAAGGACUCGAAUGCACCUCCAGACUUAUAAUGCAACUAUCUGCAUCGUGCCCGAGGCUGCGAAACCUCCCUAGUAAACACUCGAGGUGAUGUUCCUGCGCCAUGGCUUCGAAACCAAAUUCGAGGUGGAAUUUCCUGCAGCAGGCGGUCGCGUCUGUAGAGUCUCGUCUAGACAAUAUCCUCGCCGACGAUCCACAGAACCCAGCCAGCACAGUACCGCAACCCUCUCGCGAGACCAGCCCGGCGGUAAGAGUCUCAUCUGAACUCUCAAGGACUAGCAGCAAUGCCUCUAACACCAAUGACCGGCUCCAAGAGCGCCUCGCACGGGCGAUGGCAGCGAAGAAAGAUGUUACUCGAACAGCGUCGCCCAUGGCACCAGCUCCUGCGUCGGAUUCCGCUACGAGUGACAGCGCAGCCGCAACGACCGAGCCCGUCGGCCUAUUGACUGACGACGCCGAGGCUGGCUCUUCGGCGCCUGAGCAACCGCCUGCUAUCUUGGUGGUAAAGGUGGAAGACCAGGCUGAGCCUGAUCUUGACACCGACAAGAAUGAGCAGACAUUGAAGGGGACAGAAGGUCCACAGCCAGAAACACAAAGGACGGAUCCUAUAGUGCAAGUUGACAGCGACUCUGCUCGGCCCUCUACCGACGCCCCGAGGGAUAGUCAGACGCUGUCUGAUCGAGCCUCGCAGGACCUUGCAAGAAAGAGUGAAGAUGCUAUGCGACCGGCAGAGAAGAGCACACAAGAACAAGAAGACAUCAACCACUAUAUCGAACGUAUCGAUGCACUUCAGGCGAAAUUACACUAUCUGAGCAAAGAGGCGGCAGAAUCAGCAAGGAAAGCUGCAGGCUCCGCAGAUGCAGGAAGUUUGGAGCGCAAGAUCUUGGAAAAGGAUGCAAAGAUAGCAUUGCUUAUGGAUGAGGGUCAGCGACUUUCGAAAGCAGAGAUGACCCACUUGACUGUGCUCAAGAAGUUACGAGCCCAGAUCACGACGAACAACAAAGAACAAGACGCAGCAAAGCUUCGAGCCGAGAAAGCAGAGCGCUCACUAAGAAUGAUGGAGGAUAGGGCAAGGAAGGCUGAAGCCGCAAGCAAACGAGCGGAACAAAGUCUGGCGGCAAGCACGGCUGGUGUGAAUGAUUUCGAAGCGGUCCGAAAAGAACGCGAAGCACUUCAAGCGACCUUGGCAGAUAUGAAAACUCAGAUCUCACGAGCCAACGCAAGGGCUGAAGCGGCCGAGAGCAAGGCGCAGGCAGACCAACUAGAAAAGGAGAGAAGGAGGAUCGCCGACUUACAAGAUGAUCUGACCAGCGCCAAAGUUGAGCGGGAGAUAACCGAGGAGAAACUGAAAAGAGAAAUCAGAGACCUCCAGGCCACGCUUGAAAGGGAAAAGGAACAAUCCCGUGUCAUGGAAAGUGAAAUGCUGGGCGAGCAGGCAGCACUCGAAAGCAAGCUGGAGUCCUUUCGUGUCCGUGCAGAAGAGGCUUCGUCUGCAGACCACGGUCAUGUACAGGCAAAACUCCUCCGCCAAAUCGAGACCCUGCAGACACAAUACGCGACGGCAAGUCAAAAUUGGCAAGGCAUUGAGAGCAGUUUGCUUGGAAGGAUUACAAACCUGGAGAAAGAGCGUGACGACAUUGCGGCAAGGGAGACAGACCUUCGAAAGAAGCUGCGUGAUGCUACCCUGAAACUGAGGAGUGCUGACAAGGAGCUCGAGCAAGUGCAAACCAAAUUCGCAGAGAUGGACAAGUCUGUGGCUGAUGCAGAGGCCGAGGUUCAGCGAUUGAGCCGUAAAGCGACCCAAUUCGAAACCGAGCUUGCCACUGCUGUAAAAGAUGUCGAGAUAGAAAAAGCGAACGCUGAGAAAGAGCUGCAGCGCAGACUCGAUGAAGAAAAGGCGAAAUGGACAGCCAGCCUACAGAUCCAGCGAACAGGCUCUCCUGGGCUUUCCCGCAAGAACUCAAAUCUGGGCUUCGAUAUCAACCAUUUGAUGAGCCCGGUUCAAUACGAAAGGCCCAACAGCCGCAAGUCUUCGAUGAUGCCAACGUUCGACUGGAACGCACCUUCCCGUCAGUAUUCGAACCCUUCCUUCAGGAACCAGGUCAACGGGACCAUUGCAGAAACCCCAUCUGUGGUGACCUCGAACGAUGCAGACGACUUCUUCGCCAACAUUCCCCCAACACCUCAUUCCAACAACUCUCCGCGUGCCGUGAACGACCUAAUUUCGACUUCCACGGUCGGGGCCGGCCCCUCUGUUCAGCUCGUUGAACGAAUGUCUGCGAAUGUUCGUAGACUCGAAAGUGAAAAGGCUGCUUCCAAGGACGAACUUACACGACUCACCACACAGCGUGACGAAGCCAGACAGGAAGUCGUGAAUUUGAUGCGGGAGGUCGAAGAAAAGCGGAAGCUCGAAGCCCGACUAAGAGCUCUCGAAAAGGAUCAAGCCGAUCUGAGCCAACGCCAUCAAACCACUCUUGAACUUCUCGGCGAGAAGAGUGAGCAAGUCGAGGAGCUCAAGGCUGAUAUAGUGGAUGUGAAGCAGAUGUAUCGGCAGCUGGCGGAUACCAUGAAAUGAUUUCUGAUGUGUUGA
Molecule: messenger RNA, 2766 nt
Organism: Exophiala viscosa
Lineage: Eukaryota; Fungi; Ascomycota; Eurotiomycetes; Chaetothyriales; Herpotrichiellaceae
Product: TATA element modulatory factor 1 TATA binding-domain-containing protein
Exons: 2
Coding region: 280-2751 (823 amino acids)
Cellular component (GO): Golgi apparatus; endoplasmic reticulum
Source: RefSeq, a predicted model, not a curated record